CCUGGCUGCUCUGUGAGCUCAGCGCCGGAAUCCGAGCGCGAUGAGAGUGCAAGUCAAGUCCCAGAAAUCCUGGAUUGAAGGAGUAUUCAACAAAAGGGAAUGUAACAAAAUCAUACCCGGUUCAAAGGACCCUCACAGAUGCACUUCAGGAUGCCAGGUCUGCCAAAAUUUAAUCAGGUGUUACUGUGGGCGAUUGAUUGGAGACCAUCAAGGACUAGAUUAUCCCUGGACCGUGUCAGCUGCCAGGGGUAACGAAAAUGAGCAAUGGUCAGUUGAAAAGCACACGACGAAAAGUCCUACAGAUACCUUUGGCACUAUUAAUUUCCAAGACGGAGAGCACACCUACCAUUCCAAGUAUAUUAGAACUUCUUACGAUACCAAGUUGGAUCAUCUGUUACAUUUAAUGUUGAAAGAGUGGAAUAUGGAGCUGCCAAAGCUGGUGAUCUCUGUCCAUGGGGGCAUCCAAAAUUUUAAGAUGCCCCCGAAACUUAAAGAAAUAUUCAGCCAAGGUUUGAUCAAAGCUGCGGAGACAACAGGAGCAUGGAUAAUAACAGAAGGCAUUAAUACUGGAGUGUCCAAGCACGUUGGUGAUGCCCUGAAAGCCCACUCCUCCCAGUCCUUGAGAAAAAUCUGGACAGUUGGAAUCCCUCCUUGGGGUGUCAUUGAGAACCAGAGAGAUCUCAUUGGAAAAGAUGUGGUGUGCCUGUACCAGACUCUGGGCAACCCCCUCAGCAAGCUCACCACACUCAACAGCAUGCAUUCCUACUUCAUCCUGUCUGACGAUGGGACGGUGGGCAAGUAUGGAAAUGAAAUGAAGCUCAGGAGGAACCUGGAAAAGUAUUUAUCUCUGCAGAAAAUACACAGCCGCACAAUACAAGGCGUGCCCGUGGUGGGUCUGGUGGUGGAAGGAGGUCCAAAUGUGAUCCUCUCGGUAUGGGAGACUGUCAAGGACAAAGACCCCGUGGUGGUGUGUGAGGGUACAGGCCGAGCUGCCGACCUCCUGGCCUUCACCCACAAGCACUUGGCGGAUGAAGGGACUCUACGACCUCAGGUGAAAGAAGAGAUCCUCUGCAUGAUUCAGAACACUUUCAACUUUAGUCUUAAACAGUCCAGGCACCUUUUUCAAAUUCUCAUGGAGUGCAUGGUGCACAGGGAUUCUAUAACCAUAUUUGAUGCAGAUUCCGAGGAGCAGCAAGAUCUUGACUUAGCCAUCUUAACAGCUCUGCUGAAGGGCACAGAUUUGUCAGCAUCAGAACAAUUAAAUCUGGCAAUGGCCUGGGACAGAAUUGACAUUGCCAAGAAACAGAUUCUAAUUUAUGGGCAACAUUGGAAGCCUGGCUCACUGGAACAAACAAUGCUAGAUGCUUUAGUGAUGGAUCGGGUUGAUUUUGUGAAACUCUUAAUAGAAUAUGGAGUGAACAUCCAUCGUUUUCUUACCAUUCCCAGGUUGGAAGAGCUCUAUAAUACAAAACAAGGACCUACUAAUAUGCUCUUGCAUCAUCUUGUCCAAGAUGUAAAACAGAAUACCCUUCUCUCAGGCUACAGAAUAACACUGAUUGACAUUGGAUUAGUAAUAGAAUACCUCAUUGGUGGAGCGUAUCGCAGCAGCUACACUAGAAAAAAUUUCAGAGCCUUCUACAACAACAUCUCCAGAAAACAUAAGAGAGUGACCAGCUUUGCUCAAAGCCUUUCCCAGCCCUCCCUUCACCUGAGAUGUUCCUCAGGAAAUAGAAAUGAAUCUGCAGAAAGCACAUUGCAUUACCAGUUCAUUAGAACUGUCCAGCCUUACAAAUUCAAGGAAAAGUCUGUAGUCUUUCAAAAAUCAAGGAAGAAGUCAAAAGAAGAAAAAAAUAUGCCGGAGGACCCUGAUUCUACUGGCUUUAUUUAUCCUUACAAUGAUCUUCUGGUUUGGGCUGUGCUAAUGAAAAGACAGAAGAUGGCCAUGUUUUUCUGGCAGCAUGGAGAGGAAGCCACAGUGAAGGCAGUGAUUGCCUGUAUACUCUACCGCGCAAUGGCUCAUGAAGCUAAGGAGAGCAACAUGGUGGACGAUGCCUCAGAAGAGUUGAAAAAUUACUCAAAACAGUUUGGCCAGCUUGCCCUGGAUGUGUUGGAGAAGGCAUUCAAGCAGAACGAGCGAAUGGCCAUGAAGCUGUUGACGUAUGAACUCAAGAACUGGAGCAAUUCUACCUGUUUGAAACUGGCCGUGUCUGGAGGCUUGCGGCCGUUCGUCUCACACACUUGUACCCAAAUGCUGCUGACCGACAUGUGGAUGGGGCGUCUGAAAAUGAGGAAAAACUCUUGGUUGAAGGUCAUCAUAAGUAUUCUUUUACCACCCAGCAUCUUGACAUUGGGAUUUAAAAGCAAAGCUGAGAUGUCACACGUUCCCCAGUCACAGGACUUCCAGUUUACAUGGUAUUAUGAUGACCAAAUUCCCGGCAGUACCAAAGAAAGUCCUCAUGUGAAAGACUGUGAUCUGGAAAGGGGCACUGAUGAGAAACUAGAUGAAAAUCAGCACUUUGAGUUAAAGAGAGGGCCCCAAAGCCUUCCAUGGACCAGGAAAGUCUAUGAGUUCUACAAUGCUCCAAUUGUCAAGUUUUGGUUUUAUACGAUGAUGUAUUUGGCUUUCCUCAUGCUGUUCACUUACACUGUGUUGGUGGAGAUGCAGCCCCAGCCCAGCAUGCAAGAGUGGCUUGUUAUCAUUUACAUCUUCACAAACGCCAUUGAGAAAGUCAGGGAGAUCUUUAUUUCAGAACCUGGGAAGUUUACUCAAAAGGUGAAGGUAUGGUUUAGUGAGUACUGGAACCUAAUGGAAACACUGGCUACUGGCCUGUUUUCAGUUGGUUUUGGACUUCGGUGGGGUGACCCUCCUUUUCAUACAGCGGGAAGAUUAAUCUACUGCAUAGACAUCAUAUUCUGGUUCUCACGGCUCCUGGACUUCUUUGCUGUGAAUCAACAUGCAGGUCCGUAUCUGACCAUGGUUGCAAAAAUGACAGCAAACAUGUUCUACAUUGUGAUCAUGAUGGCCAUCGUCCUCCUGAGCUUUGGAGUGGCACGCAAGGCCAUCCUGUCUCCAAAGGAGCCGCCGUCUUGGAGCCUAGCUCGAGAUAUUGUAUUUGAGCCAUACUGGAUGAUGUAUGGAGAAGUCUAUGCUGCAGAAAUAGAUGUUUGUGAAAGCCAGCCAUCUUGCCCUCCUGGAUCUUUCCUUACUCCGUUCCUCCAAGCUGUUUACCUCUUCGUGCAGUAUCUCAUCAUGGUGAACCUACUGAUUGCUUUCUUCAACAAUGUUUACUUAGAUAUGAAAUCCAUUUCAAAUAAACUGUGGAAAUACAAUCGCUAUCGCUACAUCAUGACCUACCACGAGAAACCAUGGCUGCCACCACCUUUUAUCCUGCUGAGUUAUAUUGGCCUCCUCGUUCGCCGCCUCUGCCAUCAUCGAGCACAAAAUGACCAAGAAGAGGGUGAUGUUGGAUUAAAACUCUAUCUGAGUAAGGAGGAUUUGAAAAAGCUUCAUGAUUUUGAAGAGCAGUGUGUGGAAAAAUACUUCCAUGAGAAGAUAGAAAGUCUGAAUUGUAGCUGUGAGGAACGAAUCCGAGUGACAACAGAAAGGGUUUCAGAAAUGUACUUCCAACUGAAAGAAAUGAAUGAAAAGGUAUCUUUUAUAAAGAACUCCUUACUGUCUUUGGACAGCCAGGUGGGACAUCUGCAGGACCUCUCUGCCCUGACUGUGGAUACUUUAAAGAUCCUUUCUGCUGUUGACACCUUGCAAGAGGAGGAGGCUCUCCUGGCCAACAGAAAGCAUUAUAUAUGCAGAAAACUUCCCCACAGUUGGAACAAUGUCAUCUGUGCAGAGGUUCUGGGAAGCAUGGGGAUCUCUGAGGAGAAGACAUACCAGUAUCAUAGCAUGCCCCCCUCUUUGCUGCGGAGCUUGGCUAGAGACCCAAGAGAGCAGAAGAGGCCACUUACUGAGAUUAAAGAUAGUCAGAGAGAGGCUCCAAAUGUAGGAGAUGAUCAGAAAGAGCAAGAAACACAAAUUGGUGUAGUUGCUUCUGGAGUGUCCCCUGACAGGCAGGUACACUCAAAGUAUGGCCAAUUUCUCCCAGUCCUUUCUUAUCCAAAGCAAGUUCCUUAUACUGCAGAAACUGCCUUGCCUUGCUCUGGACCAUCUGUGGAAGAAGGGGCAGAUGUGCUGGCAACUGAACAGCUCACCCACAGUGAGGUCCCUGUUCAUCUGACUUGGCAGACUCCAGUUGUCUCAGACCCGGCAUCAGCAGCUGAGCCCAAGAAGCAGUACAAACCAAUCACUCAGAUACCAGCGAAUGAAGACAAGGUGGAGCAAAUUCUACCCGCUUUGAGUUCCAGACCCACGACCAGGAGAGUGACCUCCCUUCCUUCUCAAGCCGAGAGCAUGCAUACUGGUGGUGGGUACGUGAACUGGGCGUUUUCAGAAGGUGAUGAAACUGGUGUGUUUAGCAUCAAGAAAAAAUGGCAAACCUGCCUACCCUCCACUUGUAACAGUGACUUCACCCACAGUGGACAAUGCCAGAGGGAGAUGCAGGCCAGAUCCCUCUCCCAUAACUCAACAAGAUCAGCCCAGAGUAGUGAUUGCUCAGAGGAGGGACCAUGGAUCCAGCCAAACACAUACUUCUGGAUCAAUCCACUCCACAGAACCAAGCCCUUCAUUAGGACUCAUAGUUUUAGAAUACAUAAAGAAGAGAAAUUGAUGAAGACCUGUAAGAUUAAAAAGCUUUCAAGAUCUUCAGAGAUAGGGCAGCCAGCGUGGGACAGAGCAAAAUUAAUAACCAAGGACAGGAAAUUGUCGAAGAAAAAGAAAACACAAAGACUACAGGUGCCAGUCAUCACAGUCAACACCUGCUCUCAAAGUGACCAAUUAAGUUCAGAGCCAGGAGAAAAUAACAUCUCAGGAGAAGAGGAAUGCAGCAAAAACUGGCUCACAGUGUCCAAAUUUAGUCAGAUAAAACCUUAUGUAUAUCAGAAAAUGAAAACUAAAGAAAUCAAAAGACAUGUUGCACAAAUCAAUGAUUAUCUGAAGCAUUCUCAAGAGGAUCUGAGCAAAAACUCUCUGUGGAAUUCCAGAAGCACUAACCUCAACAGGAACUUUCUGUUGAGCAGUUCAAAUGGAGUUGACAAAAUCUCAGCCUCCUUAAAAAGCCCCCAAGAGCCUCAGCAUCAUUAUUCAGCCAUCGAAAGGAACAAUUUAAUGAGGCUUUCUCAGACCAUACCAUUUACACCAAUCCAAGUAUUUGCGGGGGAAGAAGUGACUGUGUACAGGCUGGAGGAGAGCUCCCCCUUGAACCUUGACAAAAGCAUGUCCUCCUGGUCCCAGCGCGGGAGGGCAGCCAUGAUCCAGGUAUUGUCCCGGCAGGAGAUGGAUGGCGGCCUCCGCAAGGCCAUGAAAGUCAUCAGCACCUGGUCCGAGAACGACGUUCUCAAGCCAGGGCAGGUUUUCAUCAUGAAGUCCUUCCUUCCUGAGGUUGUGCAGACAUGGCAUAAAAUCUUCCGGGAGAGUACCGUGCUCCAUCUGUGUCUCAGGGAAAUUCAACAACAAAGAGCUGCUCAAAAACUGAUCUAUACCUUCAACCAAGUGAAACCACAAACAAUACCCUACACGCCAAGGUUCCUGGAAGUUUUCUUGAUCUACUGCCAUUCAGCCAACCAGUGGUUGACCAUUGAGAAGUAUAUGACCGGGGACUUCCGGAAGUACAACAACAACAACGGUGAUGAAAUCGUCCCCAGCAACACCUUGGAGGAGCUGAUGUUGGCUUUCUCUCACUGGACCUACGAGUACACCCGGGGAGAGUUGCUGGUUUUAGAUUUGCAAGGUGUUGGAGAAAAUUUGACAGAUCCAUCUGUUAUAAAACCUGAAGACAAACAAUCAAGAGGAAUGGUGUUUGGACCAGCCAACUUAGGGGAAGAUGCAAUUAGAAACUUCAUUGCAAAACAUUGCUGCAACUCCUGCUGCCGGAAGCUGAAACUCCCGGAUUUAAAAAGGAAUGACUAUACCCCUGGAAGGAUAAAUUCACCCUCUGGACUUGAGACAAAAUUGAAACCGGCUGAGGGCCCUUCAGCAAAGGAAAAGGGCAGUAAUCCCACAGAAUACCUCACAAGACUGUAAGAAGAUGAUGGUUGUUGUCCUCUGUCUCCAGAGCUCUGUGGUAACAGGGCAUUGAUGGCACCAGAGCCUCUAUCAGGAGGACCUUACACCUCCGGUCUCUGGGGAUAUACCUUCUGGGCCUCACACCUCCCCCUGCCAGAAGGCCUCAUUGGUGUAUGAUGAAUGGGUUCUCCUGGAUCGCGGCCUCUUUGCAGGGUACUUUGCAUAUGUUCUGAGUUCUCAUGUUCUGCUUGAAGACACUUGGACGUGUCAGCUGGGAAUAUUUGCUUCUCCAUACAGCUUUACUUUAGCUGGUCACUUGGAACCGUUGGACACUAAAGAACCAGCGAGAUGAAUUUAAUUUAUUUUCUCACUCUGCACAGACCCUACCCUCAAUGCUAUUCAUCACCUCACCCACAUACUGUAUUUAUGUACAUAUAUAGAUAUGUAUGUACAUAAAAAAGUUAUUUGACUUCUUUGUCUCUCCUUUCCAGUAGCGUAGGCCUUUGAAUAGCUACAACAGGGUGAAAAAAUGGAAUGAGGUGUAUUUGCAUAGACUAUAGCAUACUUCUAUACAAACUGACCAGUAAAAAGUUGGUUUCCUGAUGAAAUCUGGAUGGAUUUGAAGUACUGGCAGGGAAUCAUAUGAUGCAUGGGCAUUUCAUCUUUGAAAGAAAGGAAAAGGGAAAUCUAAAACACUUUGCAUCCAUCCAUCUAUCUUUCUUUCUUCCUCUCUCCCUGUCUUCCUUCUUUUUUUUUCUUUUAUUUUCCACAAGAGAAAAGGAUAUAUAAGACUGGAAAUUAUUGAGAAAUAUUUUCCCUUCCCUUAAGCUCAAAAGUACUAUCAGUUAGAGAGUUAAGUCGACCUCUAAAAUGCCACUCCCUUUUCUAAAGCUGUAUGUGUAAUAUUACAGGCUUAAUUAUUCUACAUCAGUUCCCAUGGGGAAAGAUGUGGUUUCUGACUGAAAACGUGUUUGGAAGGCAUUUGCUUCAUUCCAGUGAUGCUUCGUUGGCUUACGUAAAGCACUGUAUAUAUUUUCAAGUACAGCCUGAGAAUAUGUAAUCGGUUUCUGAGGCACGAACGGAAGGAUUCCUGGCAGCCACACUGUACAUUUAGGGCCGAGCUGCCCUACCUCAGAACAAGCCCGUAUUGCACACGGGGGAGUGAGGGAGGGCUGUGGAGUCCUGUCUCCUCGCCCUGCUCCUUUUCUUAUGAUGAAGUGCUCCAGUGUACCAGCAACAAACCUCUUGGGUUUGAAAAUUUUCACCUUAUCAUUAUCUUUAGCCCUUACAUUAGCUGACUUGCUACUAAGCCUGUUUUUUUUAAAAUCUACACUCCUGCAUUCUUGGUUAUACUUCAGGGAAAAUAUUGCCCAGCCAGAGGGGGAUGGAAAGAGAAGGAUUUAGUAUGCCAGUGAUUGUAUCAUACUCCUAUAAGUUUGCAUUGCACAAGGGCUAAUUUAAACCCUUUUUACUUUGCUUUUGGAGGUGGGGUGGGAGAAAAUUUGAGUGAUUUCUUGACUAGCAAUGAGGAUAAAAUGUUAAUGCUUUUUUAGGGGCUUAACUGCUUUAUCCUAUUCUGUGAAUCAAUAAGGAAUCUACUGGUACUCAAUUCAAGUGCUGUAUUCAACUAUGGAAAGAGGUAGAGUUUGCUUGUCCAGGGGCCAAACUAAAGGCAUUAAUUCAUUGGUCAAAUAUUUGUUACUUGGAAUGGAACUUGAAAGCAAAUACAGUUUGAUUUCAAAUUUCUCUGUUGUGCUUAUUAUUAUUAUUAUUUUAAGAAAAACCAACAGAAUAGAAUUUUAAAAAGAUAAACCACCGGAUUAUGGUCUCUGCGGGAUUGCUUACAUGCAGAUACCUUUGUAACAUUUUGACUUUGAGUAUUCAUGCAUACAAAGUAUGGAGAAUUCAUUCAUUCUUUCAUUGAAUUUUAUUCAACAUUAACUGCCCUUUCUAUACUACAUUAAUCAAGUGUAACUGGUGAACAUAGCUUUUCUUUGUCCUCAGAAAGUUUAGCCUCAUGUUUCUUUUUAUGUUUGUUUGUUUUUGAUCUAAGUUGGGAUUUCUAGUUAGUGCUAAAAAAAAAUUCAACUUCUGAACAAAUGCUGAAUCUAAGGGUAUAUCCCAUCACCCUUUCUGCCAGUGGGCAAAAAGUUUAGACCGGAUAAGAGAAGCCAAAUAAGAGGCCAUGGUUUUAGGAACCACCGAGGAGAAAUGGACUGCAGAAUUCUUAUAUGGUCACCAAGUCCAUAUCACAAAUGGGACUUGACUCUGGGAAUGAGAGAGGCAGUCAGGUUCCAGGAGCCAUUUCUCACAGGAGUUUCUUUCCACCAGGCAGUUUCUGAAGUGACUUUUGCCCCAUCUAUUGUAAAGUUUCUUAUGGC
Choloepus didactylus (southern two-toed sloth) is the source of this 8496-nucleotide messenger RNA. RefSeq names its product transient receptor potential cation channel subfamily M member 6 (gene TRPM6). Gene Ontology annotation, biological process: protein tetramerization; protein phosphorylation; monoatomic cation transmembrane transport. The transcript has 39 exons. Lineage: Eukaryota; Metazoa; Chordata; Mammalia; Pilosa; Megalonychidae. Gene Ontology annotation, cellular component: apical plasma membrane. The record is from RefSeq and is a predicted model, not a curated record. Bases 41 to 6133 code for a protein of 2030 amino acids. Gene Ontology annotation, molecular function: ATP binding; protein serine/threonine kinase activity; monoatomic cation channel activity.